AUGUUUUCGAGUCUUUUUGAGACACGAGAAACGUCGAACAAUCUUCUUGGGGCGCAUGUCAAUAUUACCCAAUGUUCAAAUGACAUUAAAAUUGCCGUGCCAGCCUUCAACGACGGACAAUAUUUCUGCGCUGGAUCAUCCCCUGGUGUUGAGGAUUCGAUGAGAGUCGAUUCAUGCCAAGGAGACUCUGGAGGAGCCAUUGUUUGCAUGGAAGAGAUCGAAUACGAAGGAAAAGCCAAAAAUGUCCCAGUUCAGUAUGGUCUCGUAUCUUCUGGCAAAAGUUGCGGUGAAUCUGCCGGAGUCUAUGCGAAAACAUCGACGAUUGUCAACACGAUCUUGAAGAAAAUCUACACAAAUACAUACGCACCGGAAAUGGAUCCCCGAGGAGUAAUUCCGACGAUGGAUGAAGAUGAAGAUUCAGACUAUUCUUACUACGGCUACUAA
Molecule: messenger RNA, 444 nt
Organism: Oikopleura dioica
Lineage: Eukaryota; Metazoa; Chordata; Appendicularia; Copelata; Oikopleuridae
Source: the annotation of a GenBank genome assembly